Spirodela intermedia is the source of this 8388-nucleotide messenger RNA. Lineage: Eukaryota; Viridiplantae; Streptophyta; Magnoliopsida; Alismatales; Araceae. The record is from the annotation of a GenBank genome assembly.
AUGAGUUACCUCAGAUCGUUCUUUGAUUCGUUCGGCUCUCUCUUGUCCGGUACCGACGACGGUCGGCCGUCGUCGGGGGAGUCAUCCCGCAAUUCGGAGGAACCGGCCAUGGAUGUCGUCGAACGGGGACCCUCGGCAGUGGUGAGUGAGAGGGCUGUGCAGAAACUGAAGGGGUACUUCGAGCUCGCUAAGGAGGAAAUCGACAAGGCUGUGCGGGCCGAGGAGUGGGGACUGGCUGAAGAUGCCAUCGCGUACUACAAGAAUGCCAACCGCAUCCUGAUUGAGGCCAAGUCUACCAGAGUUCCUUAUGCAAUUCCCUCUAGGUAAUCUACCGGUCGUGCGCGGGACAGGAUUUCAGAAUUUCCAUCGUGAUUCUUUUUUCUUGUUGGAUUAAGCCUAUGUAUCAGCAGAAAUUUCAAUCAUCUCUCUAUUACAGUUUUCACUAGGAUUUUAAUUCCGGAGUAAUUUGAAUUUUCUUCAAGUGCCACGAUCCAUAAUACAUUGAGACUAUCUCUAAUGCAGUUGUGUAUAAAUAUUCUGUAUUACAUGUCACUCGAAAUUUUUAUUGUUAAUUUUUCGGAAAUUUUAUAUUAUUUUUGUAUGCACGACAUACUAUUUUCGUUAACAUAGUGGCAGGCGUCAGGUUUCAUCCCGUAAAAAUAUGGCAAUUGGGCCCGGUAUCGUAUCAUCAACUUUUUAAAGUAUGCCUCACAUUUUUUUGAAUAAAUUUUCCAACUUUUUGGAAAUAAUUUCGUCCCAUUCAUACAUAUUUCUCUAGAAGGAAAUAAGGGAUGAGGAAAUGGCUUGUCCAGAAGGAUUACAAUUUUGGAUACAAUUAGGUUCUUUGAAAUAGCAGUUUGCUAGGUAUUGUAUAGUCUGUAAAACUGAACCUUCAAAAAUUUAAUGUCAUCUUCAAUCUGUUUUUAACAGUGAGCAGGAGAAAGUGAAAUCUUACCAUCAAAAGAUAUCAAAAUGGUUAGGACAAGUAUCCGACAGAUUACAAGUGUUGGAUCAACGAGGUGCAUGGAUGAACAGUAUUAAGUUUAUUGUGGAUUGAUGCAUUGUCAAACGAAACUGAUAUAUGUAUGUUUUUUUUUUUGUCAGUUGGGACAUCAUUGAAGAAGGUAUCCCUUAUUCAAAAAAGUUAUUGGUGUAUUUGCAUUAUUUCUGUGUUUAGAUUUUAUUUCACUUGUAGUAUUUUGAUGCCAAAGCUUCAGUUUCCUGUCGUUGAUAACUCAUGUUUCGAAUUUCUCUUGAUCACUGGAGUUGUGGUUAUUGUAUAUUUCUUAUAUACCUUUUUUUUUUCUUUAAAACAUGAAGAUUUUCCUUAAAUAUGAAGCGGAUUUUUUUAUGGCCUAUGAUAUACUUCUCGACUGUACAAACUAUCGUUUCAAGAUCUGAUCAUUUUCUCAACGAUACUUACUGUCUGUGCUGUACUUUGAUGCCUUUUCUGUAGUGUAUAAGCGCCAUUGAUUUAGUAAGCUUGGUAUGGUGCUGUACUGGAACGUAGAAAAAUUCCAUUACGUUAUAAAAGUAAAAGAGAGAAAAAAAUUCAGGUGCAACUCAAUCUACUCUCUGUGCCCGGAUGUGCUAGUUUGAACUGGAACUGAUAGAGAAAUCUAUAGUCGUUUUCAUUCAUCAAGGUUUUAUCAAUAUUUUGUCCUGAUACAUUCCACCAAGGUAUACGUUCAUUCCAUUCAACUUGAGCUGGCUCAUAAAACAAAACCCUAUUUUUAUUGCCUCUAUUGAAGUUACUGGCAUGCGCUACAUGCUUCUUGCUUUCCUGUUGCUACUCCUUUUUCUCACCCUUUUUCAUCUUCCCUCUUUUUGUUCCUCGCCAGUGCUUUCCGCCAUUGCCUUUUCUGACCUCUGGAUUCCCACGCAACUUGCAUGUAGCGCAAAUUAUGGGUUGAAUCACGCACCUUGCAUGAAUUGGACUUGUUCUUAUUGGUCGAAUUCGUAUUUUGCUUUUCUGAAGUUGGACUCCUUCAGCCUAAAUCAUCCUCCCAUGCCCUGAACCAUCUAAUUUAGCUGCUUACAUUACUGCCGGAUCAUCAUUAGUCGUGGUUAUGAUAGAUAUCAAAACUCUAUAGGUUUCAAUGGAUUUUCUCUGCAUCGAAUGGUCUGGUGUCUUGUGCGGCGGAUUUUGAAGAUACUAGAUCUACCAUCAACCCAAGAAUUCCUCAUCGCUGCAUUUAUGCAGAAGAAUAUGGAGGAUGUCAGAAAUUAUAGUGCCUACCUAAUAGUUUUCAAGGUGAUUUCAGAAAGAUUGACUCGUUUGGCGAGCAAAGCUAUCAAUAAUAGCCAGGUGUCAUUUUUAACAGAUGUCCUUAAUAAGGUAUUUUUAAGGAAGAGGAUGUGGUGCUUGGUUAAUGAAAAAGGUACAUGGUGGAAAUUGUGAAAGCAAAUAUGAAAAGAAUCGUGGCAGAUGGUGUUUCAAAUCUUCUCUCCGGCCUUUGUUAUCCCUGUAAUAAAGAUGAACGACCAUUAUCGCUGAUUUGAUUGAGAGCUUUAUUAAACCUUAAGUUGGAUAUGGAAUAUAGCUGAGAUUUUGGGAGGACAAAUGACAGUUCGACAGUAGGUAUGUUUCCUACUUCCUAGGGCAUAUGACAUCAUUAUUGGUUAGGCCUUUUUUUUUAAUAUGAAAGGCUACCAUGAAAACUUUCAUUUGUGUUUCACUUCGUGGUGAACUAUGUUGUCAUUAACAUCUUGGCAAUUUGAAUCGGAUAAUUAGUUCUAUGAUACUUUCAAGUUCAUCUACGUGGUUUCAAAGUCCUCAAUUCUAAGUUAACUUGACACUUAUAUCUGCUGUUAUUCACUUGUAAUUUCUGUAUGUAAGUAUAUCUAUUGGUAUAUUCUUGGUACAGAUGAUGCAGUUAGAUCAACAGAUAGGGCCUUCGAUAUGGAUAUGUUUUUUCACUAAUUCUAACACAUGCCCUUUACUUUCAUCAUUCGAUCGUGUGGUAACUUUUAGCUUAUUAAACUUUUACUCAUGAAAUAAUUACGGUAAUUUAUGUUGUUACCCUUCUGGAUCGGCUUAUGCAUGUCUUCUGCAGAUUGAUUCAGCUUCCCCUCGGACCCGAAUCACGUCUCCAAAAGCUUCUGAUUCUCGAAAAGUUGUGUCAGAGAGUUCCCUUUCUGCAAGAAGCAGUUCGACACCACAAAAGCAGUUAAUUUCAGCUGGAAACUCGAAAUCUAGUCAAGAAGAUUUAAAAAAUUAUGAUGCCAAAUUGGUUGAAAUAAUAAAUACUUCCAUUGUAGAUAGAAGCCCUGCUGUUAGAUGGGAUGAUGUUGGUAAGAAAAAUGAUCUCGUCAUCGUGUUAUGUCUAAGGAACUGUUGCAUGAACUUUUUUGGAUUUGUCCUUAUGUAGCUGGCCUUGAGAAAGCGAAGCAAUCUCUUUUGGAAAUGGUUAUCCUACCUACUAAGAGAAGAGAUCUAUUCAGAGGUCUCAGACGCCCUGCUAGAGGUGACUGUUUAGAUGCCUAGUGUCUUUCUGGAUUAUUUUCUUGCGGAUCAAGCUCAUCUUAACUUCUGCCCUAAAAUUUUGUCUUAAGUUCAGGGUUGCUUUUAUUCGGGCCUCCUGGUAAUGGGAAGACGAUGCUUGCAAAGGCCGUUGCAUCAGAGUCAGAGGCAACAUUCUUUAAUGUUUCUGCCUCUUCCUUGACAUCAAAAUGGGUAGGUCUCAAAAUUCCAAGCAUGUGACUUUGAAAGUGUGUGCUCUUCUUCUUUCUUGUUUAUCUUGAUCAAACAACCCAGCAUGUUGUACUAUCUGGUGCAGGUGGGAGAAGCCGAAAAGCUUGUUAAGACACUUUUCAUGAUUGCUGUUUCUAGACAACCAUCUGUAAUUUUCAUGGAUGAGGUUCCCACUUUUCUAUGCCGAUUUCUAGGCUUGUUGUGUCCUGUUCACUUUUAAUACAGUUUAUUUCGAGCCACAUGACAUUGCCCGAUCAUGAAGCACCAUCCAUUUUAGAAGCGCCUCCAGUUUUUUAAUAGUUUUCUUCGGUUCAUAUCCUGGUUGGAUUUGCAAAAGUAUAAUGCUUCAUUUCAUAUUUGAUUGAAGGCAUAAAAAUUCCGAUGCUCUAACAAAUACCUUAGAUAUGCUAUUCUAUUAGCUUCUAUUCUCAUUUCAUUGCAGUUCUGGCAAAUAUCAAUUGAGCCUAAAUUUGGUUCCCAGUUUUCACAAUUUGGCUUGUCUAAUUGUGGUUUUCGUUCCCCUUUUUGGUGCACCUAAGAUAGAGGCGGCAUGCCAAGGAACUACACAGUUUCUUUUUUUAUUUUUAUAAUAUAUUCGAUGGUAUUGUCAAACGAGUUAUAUUUUCAUCUAUUCAGUUAUGAAUUUUUUUCCUUGACUUUUUUCUGAGGUAUGGUUACAGGAAUGGCCUAGUGAUUUGGGUCAUCUAAUUAGGGUUGACUUCUUCGUUCCAUAUCUUCUUUCCAUGGGGGAAAUUCAAUCCUUGAGACGGCGUUUAAAAUAAAAAAUGUAAAAUAUCCGUUUAUCUGCGGAAACCUUCCCCAGAAUUUGCUGACUUUCCCUAUCCAAGGCCAAUUUAGAUUUGAUUUGCCUUCACCAAUCAUUGGUAGCCUAUAGCUGGGAAAGAGAUGGGUUAAACAAAAUUACAGAGUUAAACAAAAAAAUUGCACAGGUAAUUGGGUGUAUGAUUGAGAGAUCAUGCGUAAAAAGGAGGGUCAAAAGGGAAUGGGAUUACAGAGUACCAUUGCCUUUGUAAUGCCAGGUAAGAAAAAAAAGAAAAAAAGGAAGGGAUGUUAAUGAAUACACGCUGUCUUGUUUCUUGGUAAAGGAGUGAUACAAUGGAAAAUAAUUAGAAAAUCCUGGUUGACUCUGGGAAUGGUAGGUAGGAUGUAAUUUUAUUUUAUUUUGGUGGAGAGGUGCGUGUUGUCGCUGUGGGACUCAUUUCAGCACAAGAGAUGCCAGCACUUCUCAAGUUAUCUAGAGCAUUUCUUCCUAAAGCAGAUUCAAGUUAUCUAGUUUCUUAAAAAACUGAAAAAAAAAAAAAAACGAUUGCAGCUCACUUUUUUCAGCCCGACCCUGCUGUAAAAUAUAAUCUGGCUUAACGUUUAGAAAUAAAUAUUUCACUUUAUAUCCUUGAAACAUCCAGCACUAAGAUGGGCUAUCCUCAGAGUCUCAAAAAGAUGUAGCUUUCAUUUCUUUUCUCUGGCUGUGCCAGGGAUCGUCUAAUAUCUAGUACUAAUCCAUUCAUUCAGUUCAAAACAUGGAAACGGAGAAAUGUUCUGCUGUGUUAAAUCUGAUAUAUGCAGUGUUUAUCGUAUUUCAGGAGAAAUAACUUUGAUCUUCGAGUUAUUUCUCGUUGACUGUGGGGAAAACGUGUAAUUAGUAGUUAGUUUUUGUUGGUCUAUUUCCUAGUUGAGAACAGUUUCUUAGUUUGUCGGUUUCCUUUACCAAGGUAGUUUCUUUUUUUUUUUAUGAUAUGAAGAGUAGAAGAGAUGUUUCUCGACUUUUAAACCUUGUAUUGUUUGUGUCAUUGGCACUGCUUCAAUUUAAAUUAUGAAAAAAAAUCUUGAUUUUUUUAUGUUACUCAUGCAUACAUAUUAUUUUUUUAUUUUUCAUUUUAUCAUUUCAACAGAUUGAUAGCAUAAUGUCCACAAGGUUAGCUAGCGAAAAUGAUUCGAGCAGAAGACUGAAAUCAGAGUUUCUUGUCCAGUUCGAUGGAGUUGCUUCAAAUCCUAAUGAUCUAGUAAUUGUCAUUGGUAAUUUUCUUUGGUGACAUUAAAAUCGAUGUUGCUUUAUGAUGUUACAUAACUGUGAUGUUUUGUUAAGUUUAACCAGCAAUAGUUUUCUAUAGAGAAUCAUAGUUUAUACUGAACUCCUUUUGAUAUGACACAAACCAUGACUAAUCAUCUAAAAACUUAUUAGUGAUGAGCAUAGAAAACAGAGAGUGAACGGCAUAUCGUUAAAUUUACAUAAAUGUGCCCGACCAAGGAAGCUCUGGACUAAGUGACAUGAUUAAAGUGACAAGUAAAUGCGUAGAAUGUGCUUAGAGCAGACCCAUCGUGAAUCACUUUGUUGACCAGAUAUAACAGGGAAUAAGGAAGAUGUAAUAAAUUAAAUCCUGCAUUUCCUACAGAUCAAACUUCAGUAGGGAACAGCGAUGAAGCGAAAUAUAGUGGAAAGCAGGCUAAACAGUAUAGUGAAAGAAACAGGUAGUUGGAACGCCACUUUGUAUCGAAUUCCUAGUCGUGUUUCAAAUGUUUAAGCAUUUAAACGCCUGAACAGUCACUUAACGGACUUGAGUCAUACUGGGGAACCCCAAAUAAAUAUUUUCACCUAUGCUUUGAAUCAUGCAUUCUUUGGGGCUUUUUAAAGAGGUGAUCAUGUAGAUAGUAGUCUGAUGGUAUCUGGUUUCUAAUUCUCUCAACUGCUUAAUUGUGGGACUUUCAUAACUUAAUUAUUUAAGGUAUCAGUCUAAUAUAUACUGGAAUAUCAUUAAUCUGUUACUGUUUGAAUUUGAAAUCUUGCUACUGUUGGGAAGACAUCUUUUGGGUCUCUUUGGAGGGUUUCGGUUUUUGAACUAUUUCAUCAGGCAACUUAAUGUUAUAGAUUCGUUUGGGUGAGCCGGCAGUUUAUAUGACACCUACAAUCUUAAUCGCCCACUUCCUUAUUACUUGCCUUUUUAGCAUUGAGGUCGCUGACAUUCGGGAGCUGAUUCGAUGACAAUUAUCUUUAAAUUCGUAAAAUUUGUUUAUUCGCUGACAGAUAGGUACAUCCAUACAGGUGCAACUAAUAAGCCUCAAGAACUGGAUGAUGCUGUUAUACGGAGACUGGUGAGCAUUUGCUGCAUAUAUCUGCAUAUUUCUAUGCUAUGCCUAUCUUUUGGAACUAUAGUUUACAGUUCGCCUACACUAUACGUGAAAGUUCGAUAAAAAUGCCGCAUCGAGCAACAGAGCCAGGCCACAGAAAAAUAAGAAUACAUCAUUUUUAAUUUGAUUUGAUCUAUCCGUUUCUAAGCUCCAGAGAAAACUUGGUAUUGAUUUGUUCAUUUUCUUUUGUAAAUGUCUUCUAUAAUUCUAAAUUAUGCUCUUUAUCAUAAAUUUUUUGCCGAACUUUUGUUUUCAAUGGAAAAUGAAAAUGCUGUUUGGCUUCUAUAUUAUUCUAAAUCAGGUGAAAUAUUUUUAGGUCAAAAGAAUAUAUGUACCUUUUCCUGAUGAAAAAGUAAGGACGGUUCUUCUCAAAAACCAACUCAAAGGUCGAGAUUUCUCAUUACCUGGUACGCCUUUUAUGAGAACACAUGCUUAAAGGUUUAUUGUUCUACUGUUUCAAACUUUCUACUUUAUAAACCAUGUAGAUAUCGGCGCUUUCAAUUACCUCUUAGAAAGCUAGAAAUAUUUGUAAAAAAUGGGCUCGGCCCAUUCUUUCUUGUAGUGUAUUCUAAUGGUGUAACAUGUUGUCUGCUUCUGUGCAGGUAACGAUUUGCAAAGACUUGUAAGGGAAACAGAGGGUAAUAUACGUGAUAAAAAAUGAUUUCUUAUGCCUUACAUACUCAUUGUGUCUGACAUCUGAGCACCCCCUUCCCUCUCUCAUCUGUUAGGGUAUUCUGGAAGUGAUUUACAAGCCUUGUGUGAAGAAGCUGCAAUGAUGCCUCUGAGGGAGCUUGGCCAACAAAUUCUCACCGUUAAAGCCAAUCAGGUUCGCCAUUACAUCAUCUGUCUUUUUAUAGGUAUUUUGUGAGGGAGAAAUGAAGAUAAGCCUCGCGUUUAGAUGAUUGAUUGAUGAUCGCUUAUAUAUGAUCGACAACCUUUUAGACUGUCCACUCUUUGCAAACAUGUAACUUUUGGUAAUAAUGCCUUAGUAAAACCAAAGUUCCCCGGACUCAGCUGCUGUGCAACAACUCAUUCAGGCUUGUGGCUGCCCUAGAGGAAGAUAAAUAUAGGUUUAAUCGGUAGCGAUAUAGUUACCCAUCAGCUGAUAACUGCGCAACACGAUAUCCUAUUUUUCUUGCGUCGCCAGACAAAUUAGUUAGCAGUAUUCAUCCUGCACUACCGCAGAACAUUACUUUACAGUUGAUCUGGAUCGAGUUAUCAUGAUAUCUGACCAUAUUAGGCGCCAUUCUAUAGAUAGCCCUGUCAACUUUGGGAAAUGAAAGUGUUCGUCGACAUUACCUUCCCCUCUGCUGGGUUUAUCCUUUGGUCAUUCUCUUUGUCUGUUAAUCGGCGGCGUUGACUGAAGAAAUUUACUUUUUAAGUAGUUUAAUGGGGCACAACGGGCUAAUAAAUAUGGUAUUUCCUGAUGACAGGUGAGAGCAUUGAAAUAUCAGGAUUUUGAGAAAGCAAUGGCCGUCAUCAGACCGAGUUACCAGAAGAGCAAGUGGGAAGAACUCGAGAAAUGGAACAAGGAUUUUGGCUCCAAUUAG